AGUUUUGAUAAGCCGAGUUGUAGCACAAAAAAAAACUCUAGGUAAUGUCGAUAAUUCUGUCGGAUAAAUCCAAUUGACGCAUUUUUUGAACGAACACAUCGAAUUGGCCAAUGUUCAGCAGUGACGUAGCUUUGGCCCGUAUUUCAUUUACGUUUUACACGUGUAUAGCUUAUGAUCUAACAGUAUUUUGUGAAUCACAAAAAUAUCAGCGUACCGCGUCCUGUUGGACAGUGUACUGUUAAAGAAAAAUUGGAGUUUUUGGAAAAUCGCAUCAUGUAAGUUCGUUGUAAGAAACAACAGUGAUUUUUCAUAGGCUUUUAGUUAUAAUUAAAAAACAAUCAUAGAAAUAUGGAUACGAUGGACAACUACGACAUGCCCGGAGAUUUUGACAUUGCUGGUCUCGACGAUCUUUUACAAGACUAUAAUGUGGAUAUGCCUGAAGUGAAUACCAAAUUGUUUACGGACGACAACAUAUUAUCCGAGUUUGACGAUCAAAUGGAUUUGUCUCUACCGAUGGGAGAUUUUCCUUCGCUUACCUUGCCUGCAACUGAUCAACACUAUCAGUUAUCUCCACCACAAGUGACAGCUUCGCCAAUAACGAAUAACCAAACAAUACCUACAGUUGGGAUUAAACAAUGUCCAAAGAUAGUACAGAUAAACAAGCCUAAUCGCAAAUUAACUGAAAAACCAAUUCAACCAAAUUACCAGGUUAUUGAACCAAAUGGUACUACAAAGAUUCAAUACAUACAUAAAGCCGGAACAAACACUUUUGUACCGGUUCAAAGCGUGAACCAAAUUCACUUGCCUGCAGAUCAAAUGAAACAAGUAUUCAUAAAUGCACCACUGAAUACGCAGCCCACAGUGAUGUAUACAUCAACAACCGCUCAAGGCCAGCCUAUAAUUUUAAACAAUGCAGCAUUUGUUACGACAAGUAUACCCGUUAUGAAUAUGAUUGAUUCAGAAAAUAUUUCAAUUAACGGUAAUAGCGAAAAGGGUUUCUUUAAAGACGGUAAGCCAAGAAGUUCACAUAAUGUUAUUGAAAGAAGAUAUCGAACAAGUAUAAAUGACAAAAUUAUGGAGUUGAAAAACAUGAUUCUCGGACCAGAAGCUAAACUUAACAAGUCAGCAAUACUCAAAAAAUCUAUAGAUUAUAUUAAGUAUCUGGAAAUGGCGAACAAAAGAUUAAAAGAUGAAAACCGAUUAUUGAAAUUAGCGGUUUCCAAAAGUCAGCCUGUAGUUCAUAGUCCUUGUUCUACUAUUUCACAUGAAGAAUACAAUAUUCCUGGUUCGUUGACUCCUCCGCAAUCUUAUGUGUCUGUUUCAUCUCCAGAAAGAUCAGACGGUGCCUCUUCGCCUCCAACGUCGCCCGAAAUUGUUAUGAAUACUCAUCAAAACUUGAAAAAAGGCAUGACUGACCAUUCGAGGUUAGCCCUUUGUGUCUUCAUGUUUGCAGUUAUCGCUUUUAAUCCAUUUGGAAAUCUAUGGUCUAACAAUAUGCCAAAUGUUCAGACAUCGUGGGCUGAUAAAAUAGAUGGAAGAACUAUAUUAAAUGCUAAAAUGGAUUCUAAACCAGACAUGGGUCAAAAUUACAUGUUAACAAUUGCUAUUUGGGCAUUAAAUAUCCUUGGUACGGUUAUAUGCUUAAUUUUUCUACUUAACAACGAUCCAGUUGUAUAUUCAGACUCGGAAAUAUACAGAGAUUAUAUACAAAGACGAAAACUUGCAGAGAACUAUUUAAGUAAAGGCAAUAGAAAAUUGGCCGUGCAUGAACUCAUAAAAUGUUUAGAUAUUUUUGGUCGACCUUUAUGGACAAGUCGAAAAAAACUCUGGGCAUCUCUAGUAUGGCAAAUUAUUAGACAAUUUUUACACCAAUUCAAAGGAGUUCUGCUGUUGAAAAAAUUUAAUACUUCAAUAUUUGGAAACUCAAACAAGAAACAUGAUAUGCUAAAUACAGCCAAACAACUAAGUGAAGUCUAUCAUUUACUGCACAAUUUGUAUUUAAUUGGUGGGCUCGAUUAUCAAAUACCCAAUAUUCAUUUGGGUACUGGACUGUACUUGGGCCUUUGCUCGAUUAAUAUGGCUGAAGCUGCCGGACGGCAAGUGGUGUCGGCUGAAACUCGUGUGCGUUUGUACUCUACAAUGGCUUUGAAUUUUAAAACAAUAACGUUUAAAGGCGCUGGAUUUUUUACGAGAUAUUAUUUACAUAAAGGCCAAAACCAAGAAGUAAACUAUAACAGAUUGCCAGCAAAUUUAAACUGGCUUACAACAGACUAUGGAUCAAGGUUUUUUUUCGAUCAUACUUGGAAAUUUACUCCGAACGCAGCCGAAUCAUCUUUUACAACUCUAUCAGAUUUAAAUGAUCCUUUGGCAUAUGUCACUAGAACUUUUAGAGAUAAAACAUUGGAAAAGGCGUUACAAACAUUAAUAUCACCGGGUACUCGACAUAUUGUUCAAGCUGAGGGUCACACUAAACAGCCAACAGUUACUUCUGACGUUCUUGUUUAUGUUCAAAGAAUUGUAGAGUCCAAUUUCAUUACAGUCAAACCCAGAGUAAUUGGAAGUUCGGAAAUAAAUGUGGUUGAAGACGAGAAGGCGGCAUGGUGGGCUACGUUGUUUGCGGCUGGAACAUAUUGGAUUUUAGGUGAAGACAACCGUACAGAGUUGCUUGAUAAACAUAUUUCCACUGUUCCCCAAAGCUUGUUGGUCGAUCCUCUAGCUCAAGCUACUCUUGCUGCCUACAAAUGUCGAAGCAAAGUCCAAACAACCAAGCCUAGAAUUUUGGAGCACCACUGCCAAGAGGCCAGUAAAAUGCUAUCGGAGACAUUGAUCUUACUACAAACUAAUAAACCGCCAGCUAGUGUUAUUAUGACUCUACUGUUGGCGAGUGACUGGUUGUUGGAAACGAGAAUGUUAUCAUGGCAAGAAGAAUGCAAGAAAAUGCCAGCGGGCUUUGUAAAUGUGGACUUUAUGAACUUAAAGAGUUUUCAAGAAGAUUUGACAUCGUUGAGAAAAAUUGCACAAUUUGUUAGAUUUGCCACAGCCAAAGUUUUCUUGUACGAGGCAACAGCUCGUUUAAUGGCAGGCGCAUCACCCACGAAAACACAACAAUUAUUUGACCGAAGUCUUAGGCACAGAUCAACGCGACAUUUCAUGAUUUGUACAAAAAGUAAAGGCGAAAAACGUCCAAUCGGUUUAAGAGAACACGCAACGGCACUUUUCAUGGCGUGUAAACAUUUGCCCAUGUCUCUAUUGUCGCCACCAGGUAUCCGAGCCGGUAUGUUAGCUGAGGCAGCACGAACAUUAGAAAAAAUUGGUGACCGCAAAAAUCUUUUGCAGUGUUACAAGUUAUUAAAAUCCAUUACGACCAACUCGUCUGUAACCGACUGACUCCUGUUUCUAAAUUUGUUAAUAAAAUGAUUUGUAUUUUUUUUAAAUGUUAAGUUACCACAUGAUGUCAAAAUAACAUUCAUAUUAUUAUGUAUUUAUAUUGUUUAUUUUAAAAUUAGUCCGACUAUACCCUAUUAUGUUUAUCUACUUUUUUAUCUAAGACAAAUACAUUAUAAGUAUUUUAUACAUUUAAAUAAAUAUUCAAAAUAGCCA
Molecule: messenger RNA, 3600 nt
Organism: Adelges cooleyi (spruce gall adelgid)
Lineage: Eukaryota; Metazoa; Arthropoda; Insecta; Hemiptera; Adelgidae
Product: sterol regulatory element-binding protein 2-like
Exons: 16
Coding region: 349-3387 (1012 amino acids)
Biological process (GO): regulation of transcription by RNA polymerase II
Cellular component (GO): nucleus
Molecular function (GO): RNA polymerase II cis-regulatory region sequence-specific DNA binding; DNA-binding transcription factor activity, RNA polymerase II-specific; protein dimerization activity
Source: RefSeq, a predicted model, not a curated record